CGCUGGCGGCUUACAUGGUGGGGUUUCCGGUUCCUAGCAAUUCUAUCAGCAAAUUUCACCCGCCUAGAAAAGAAACAGACCAUCUCGUUGCACCUCUCCUCUUUCCUCCUCGUUGUUUUGCAGCAGAGGACGUGAGCCAAGCACCCGAAAUUCAGUGCUUGUUGGAUUAACUGGCCUUGGUUUCAUCGCAGCCAUGGCUACUUCGGCUCAUCAGGACCAGUCGCAGCUGGUAGUUGACCCCAACACCCUUCCAGUCGAAGCGGAACCGGUCAGAAGUCAAGCAGAAUCUCAAGAAGAUGCAAAGCUCUUGAAGUCAAUGGGCUACAAGCCAGUCCUGCAUAGGACAUACACUCUCGUUGAGAACUUUUCGACGACCUUUGCUGCUUUGUACUUUGUCGGAGGUGUGCGGGUCACAUUCAGCACAGGCAUCGCAGCAGGUGGUAAUCUGGCUUAUUGGACGAGUUACUUGGUUACCAUGGUAUUCACUUUCAUCACUGCCGCGGUAAUUGCAGAAGUAUGUUCGGCCUCUCCAUCGGCCGGAUCUAUCUACCUCUGGGCUGCAGAGGCUGGGGGCCCUCGAUUUGGUAGACUGCUGGGAUUUGUUGUCGCUUGGUGGAGUACCACUGCGUGGACCACCUUUUGCGCAAGCAACACGCAGGCUGCAGUGAACUACAUGCUUUCCGAAUUAACUGUCUUCGACUGCGACUUUCCUAAAGAUACCUCCAGCGUCAAGUUCCGCGCCGUGCAGUGGAUCUGCACUGAGGUCUUACUGGCGUUGGCCGCGCUUCUGAACUACUUGCCGCCACGGGUCUAUAGAUGGGUCUUCUACUCAUCCUCCCUUAUUGUUCUCUUAGACUUCUUCCUCAAUAUCAUCUGGUUGCCCAUCGGAGCCGCCAACACAUGGGGAUUCCGCACGGCGGAGGAGGCCUUUAUGUCGACCUACAACGGCACCGGCGCGCCAGCUGGAUGGAACUGGUGUCUGUCCUACCUCGCUACGGCCGGAAUCCUGAUCGGAUUCGAUGCAUCAGGCCAUGUCGCCGAAGAAACCAAGCACGCAUCCGUUACCGCAGCCCGCGGCAUCUUCUGGAGUACGGUAGUCAGCGGUAUCGGAGGACUUGCGACCAUCAUCCUCUUCCUCUUCUGUGCCCCCGACCCCGACACGCUCUUCUCCUUCGGCUCUCCGCAGCCAUUCGUGCCCCUGUAUGCCGUCGUCCUCGGCAAAGGCGGCCACAUCUUCAUGAACGUCAUCUGCGUCGUCGCUCUCUGGCUGAACACCGCCAUCGCGAUUCUCGCCGCCUCGCGCCUCGUCUUCGCCGUCGCCCGCGACGGCGUCCUCCCCUUCUCCAACUGGGUCUCGCGAGUUAAGAACGGCCAGCCACGCAACGCGGUGCUCGUCGUCUGGGGCGUCGCCGCCUUGAUCACAUGUACCCUCCUCCCCUCGGAUGUAGCCUUCACCUCGCUCGUCUCCGCCGCAGGCGUGCCCAGCGCUGCGGCCUACGGCCUGAUCUGCCUGGGCCGGCUGUUCUGCACGCCGAAGCGCUUCCCUAAGCCCGAAUGGAGCCUCGGCCGGCUCAGCAAGCCGUUCCAAUUUAUCGGCGUCUUCUGGAACGCCUGGGUGGUUGCCAUCCUCUUCUCGCCAUAUGAGUUCCCGGUCACCGGCGCAAACCUUAACUAUGCCCCGAUUAUCAUGGCCGGAGUGACCAUCUUCGCCUUGAUCUCCUACUGGGUCACCCCGGAAAGCGCCUGGCUGCCGAUCGACCGAAUCUCGCAUUUCAUCGACAGCAAGGGUGCAGUGCAGAGUUCCGUCGAGGAGGUUGGGGUGAGCCGUGCGCUUCGUGGUGGUAGUGGUGCUGCUGGUAGUGGUGGCCCUUCCUCCGAGGCCACCGAGGGCGAGACCGGUGGAUUGCAUUGAUGAAUAACAUCACCGUCUCUCGCGGGGGUGUGGCUACUGUGCUUCCGAGUUUACUAUGCUGAUUGGUGUGAUCACAGCGGGCGCAUCUAGAUGAGGACGCUCGACGCUUUGUUCCGGAAAGAAAAUACAAAAGUUUGGUUUGCUCGAUCUAGUUCGAGUGGUUCCGCUGGCAUGAUGAAAGAAAUAUGGGUGGAUUUCUGUGUCUAUGUAUGUAUGAUUAAUGUGGCUGUAGAUAGAAGGUUAUGGGUGAGAUGGGUGUCUGUGAGCAGCUUCGCCUUCGCGAUAUAUAUUGUGUUUGAUGGUAUGUGCCUCCGCCUCUGGAAAAUGGAUGGCCUGAAGAAACCCGUGGAUAGAAUCUGUUGUGUACGACCGUCGCAGAAAACAGAUCAUUAGUGUUGACUGUUCUAUUAUUAUUCAGAAGAAGAUGGAUGGUCAAUCAUUAUCAAGGGCGCAAU
Messenger RNA from Aspergillus homomorphus CBS 101889, 2367 nucleotides. RefSeq names its product putative amino acid permease. The transcript has 10 exons. Gene Ontology annotation, biological process: transmembrane transport. Gene Ontology annotation, cellular component: membrane. The record is from RefSeq and is a predicted model, not a curated record. NCBI's taxonomy places the organism in Eukaryota, Fungi, Ascomycota, Eurotiomycetes, Eurotiales, Aspergillaceae. Gene Ontology annotation, molecular function: transmembrane transporter activity. The coding region runs from base 194 to 1912 and encodes 572 amino acids.